AUCACAUUUUAUGCCUGUUAAAAGUGUAUGAAAUUUUGUACUUACUUUUUACAUUAAUUUUAUGUAGAAAUAUUUUUAGGACGUCCUAAAGUUUGAACACUUAUCAUCUGUUUUUAGAACGUAUAAUCAAAUUAUUCAAACCAUAAUUAUUUGAUAUCGAGUUAUUAAGUCUGAUCGGACACAAAGAACGAGCAGCUCACUGCUCACACCAUUAAAAUGCGUCGGAUGUGUUUUGCCCGACGAAUUUUAUCCCAAAUCGCUCGCCCGACUGGCGAAACGUCCACCGCAUACAAGUACCAGGACCAUUUUUUACCGCGCCCGUGUGCUCUGUAUCAGGUGCGCUGUGCCAGUGGUCGGCAGCGAACCGUCACUAAAAUUUCGCACGAAGCCGAUGAGCGCAGCACCGAUGAUGCUUACGGAGACGCUGAUACGUUCGGAUCAGUCCAUCAUAGAGUUUCUGCAAAGUAUCGUCCGCCAAGAAAACCAAGGCAACCCGUGAAUACUGAGAUGACUCCCUUGAACGUCGACGAUGUGAAAACAAGUGCGUGAACGUUUCAGAAAAUGUCCAGAGCCAGACUAUGAGAAAGCACUCGACGAUAGUAUUUUUGGCACAAUUUCCGCGCCGGAUUGGAAUAAAAUGCAGGAUCUGGAGGAUGAGGAGGAAGAGGAUAUGGCAGAUCAUGUGCCAUUUCGGCAGCGACCAUGGUAUUACAUACUACAGUUGCGGAAAUUAAUCAAACGACAAAAUUUGCCGGCAGCACUUGAGUUUUUUGAAGUUCGCAUGGGCAAGGAGGACCAAGUGCGACCAAUUCUGAUGUGUUAUGAUAUGCUGAUCGCGGCGUGUGGUCGUGCAGGAUAUCUGGAUAAAGCGUUUGAAUUAUAUCGUCAGAUGAAAAAACGGCGUUGUCAUCCUCAAGAUACCACUUAUGUCGGCCUGUUCAAUGCCUGUGCCGAAUGUCCGAUUCCGGAAGAAGCGGUGAAGAGAUUGAAAGCGUUGCGCGAAGAACUUCAGAUGAAACUCCAUAUUCCCAACCAUUAUGUGUAUCACAGUAUGAUCAAAGCAUAUGGAAGGUGUGGCGAUGUCAUCGGCGCAUUCCAGAUCGCGGAUGAAAUGCUUCACAACAAUCUGGAACUUCAAAAUGACACCUUUUGUUUCUUGUUAAUGGCGUGUAUUAGUGAUAAGCAGGCUGGAUUCAAGCAUGCCAUUGAGGUUUGGCGCUUUAUGAUUCAGCACGGGGUAAAACCCGACCUCUAUCAUUAUAGCCUUUUGAUACGAGCAGUUCGUGAUUGCAAUCUGGGAUCUGGUGAACUAGCGCAAGAAUUGCUUCCGCCGUCCAUUCGAGAAUUGUCCAAAGAGCAAUUAGAGCCGCAACACCAGUUAGCAUCCGGCACCACCAGCAAUUUGCCUGAGCAUCUCCUGGUUGAUAACAGUAAACUCUUACCGUUUAUCGGAACCUCCAUCACUCACGAGAUCUUGACAGAGAAGACUCAGAAGGAAAUUGAACAAGUUAGAAAGGAUGUGCGCUUCAGCCCUAAUGGGCGACCAGCCAAAUCCAAAGAUACGUAUGGCAUGUACCAGAGCGUAAUGCGAACUGUUUUGUCGGAGGAAUACCACCGAAGAGGUCUGAUUUACAAAGGUGAAUGGUGGGAAUCGCCUAGUGAGCGGCCGGGCCUGCCCGGAAAAAGUUUGACGGCAUCGUACGGAAUGAUACUGAUGGGGUCAUCUGCUAUUCCCGAUUUACUGUUACCUUUUGAAUCGCAAGCCAAUACUGGACUUAUUGCAAUUGGAGCUGCGGGAACUGGUGCAGAGAGGUUGGCCCUGCUGGGUGGAUAUUCAGGAAUACUUUCCCGUAUGCAGCGAGACAAAGUCAAACCUGAUAAAAAGUUUUUAUCCAUGCUUGUGGAAAUGCUACCGUUUGACGACAAAGCCGAAGACGAGGUGAUUGCACUGGCGGAUCGUUUGAAACGCAAAUUAGAUGUGGAUUUUUUCAACAUGAUCAUCCGGCAACGUAUAAGGCGAAAGGAUUACGCAGGCGCCCUGAAAAUCAGGGAAUUAUUUGAGUCUCGAGGAAUUAAUUCGAAUCAGAUGACUUUCGGAUGUCUUGCAGUAGGCUGUUACGGAAACGCUGCAACAUCACAGUUGCUGAACGAUAUGAAAGAGCGCGAUUUGGAUCCAAAUACCAUUAUUCUGGCUACGCUUAUUUCCAAUGCCUGCAACAUAAAAUCCCUGGGUACGAUGCUUUUCCUUAUGGCCGAGAUGCAAAAAUCGAAGAUUCCGGCGCACGAAGGCUUAGUGAAGAGAUUAGAAAGGUUCAAGGCCGAAGUUCAGAAGGCCGUGAUCGAAGCGGAAAAAAAAAUACCAACCACGACCGAUAUCAGUUACAUAGACGAAAAGUUCUUGGACAAGUGGAAGAAAUUCAAAGUGUACUACAAGAUAUGGUUGGAGAAAGUGCCGGCUAAGCAGGAAGAACAUCCUUAUGCUCCUUAUCAGUACACGGUGGAGAGUGAAGAUAACGACGAUUCGUGGCGCAAAGGAAAAAUACCUUUGCAAUUGUACGAUGAUCGGGAAGAACGGCAGCAUAUGGGAAGGCGGUAGUGGCAUGAUAAUUAUGAUGAUGUCCUGUGUGUGUGAUCUGUUGCUGUUGUACCAAAAGAGCAGCAGUUGUACUUAAAAUUUAUCCGGUUCUUUUAAUUUUUGAAAUCGUGUGUGCUGUGUAUGGUGUCGCGCGUGUCGCUCGAACAAAGAAAAUUUUAAGGAAGAAAAUUUCAAGCGCGAGAUUGGUGAAUCUAUUACUUACCACUACAGCAAACACAGCAGAUGUGCGAUGAUUCAUGAUUGUCAAAUUUGGUCAGAUGCAAUUAACUACCAAACUGAAAUUGUCAA
This is a messenger RNA of Paramacrobiotus metropolitanus, 2884 nucleotides long. Its product is annotated as pentatricopeptide repeat-containing protein 1, mitochondrial-like. Gene Ontology annotation, molecular function: protein binding; tRNA binding. The coding region runs from base 638 to 2596 and encodes 652 amino acids. The record is from RefSeq and is a predicted model, not a curated record. Gene Ontology annotation, cellular component: mitochondrial matrix. The transcript is spliced from 9 exons. Lineage: Eukaryota; Metazoa; Tardigrada; Eutardigrada; Parachela; Macrobiotidae. Gene Ontology annotation, biological process: tRNA 3'-end processing.